AUGUCCGCCCUGCAGCAGCUCGUGCUGCACCCGUACCUCUCCAAUGUGCUGCGCUUCUGGGCCACGACCGUCGGCCGCGACAAGACGUACCGCGCCGUGCAGUAUGCCGCGCGCUUCCUGGCGUGGUACGAGUACCGCAAGGGCGCCAGCAAGGAGACCGUCGCACGCCUCACGGCGCUCAAGAGCAACCUCGGCCUCAGCCGCAAGCUGAUGCGCGUGGGCAAGUUCCUCGAGCACGCGCAGAGCGCCCUCAAGGCCACCGCCAUCCAGGAUCCCGUCGUGGCGUACACGGCCGUCGGCCGGCAGCUGGGCUACAUGUGCUACCUGACGCUCGACAUGCUGCAGUGGGUGCACGGCUCCAAGGCCUACCAGUUCGCGCCCGACACGGCGGCACGCAUCAGCAAGAACGCGGCGCGCUUCUGGCUCACCGGCCUCUCCUUCUCGCUCGUGUCGAGCGCGUACAAGACGUACGCGCUGCGCACGCGCGCCGCCCACGCCGGCCGGCCGCGCGCCACGGCCGAGAAGGAGGCCGCACGCCGCGCCGAGCUGGCGCAGAUCCGCACCGAGCAGGCCGCCGUGCGCUGGCAGGCCACGCAGGACGCGCUCGACUGGCUCAUCCCCGCCACGGGCGCCGGCGUGCUCGACCUCGACGAGGGCGUGCUGGGUCUGGCCGGUUUCGCGACCAGUCUCAUGGGUGCGCGCAGCCAGUGGCAGGCCGUGCACGGCGCCAAGAAGUGA
This is a messenger RNA of Tilletiopsis washingtonensis, 738 nucleotides long. Its product is annotated as peroxisomal biogenesis factor 11. The record is from RefSeq and is a predicted model, not a curated record. Bases 1 to 738 code for a protein of 245 amino acids. Gene Ontology annotation, biological process: peroxisome fission; regulation of peroxisome size. The transcript has 4 exons. NCBI's taxonomy places the organism in Eukaryota, Fungi, Basidiomycota, Exobasidiomycetes, Entylomatales. Gene Ontology annotation, cellular component: peroxisomal membrane.